Messenger RNA from Acanthosepion pharaonis, 786 nucleotides. The record is from the annotation of a GenBank genome assembly. Lineage: Eukaryota; Metazoa; Mollusca; Cephalopoda; Sepiida; Sepiidae.
AUGGGGCAACGGAUAAAUAAUAAUACUUUGUUUUUGUCUAAUAACCCGUGGUAUAUUAUUGUUGAAUCUAUCUAUCUAUCUAUCUAUCUAUGUCUGUUUAUAUUUAUUUAUCUAUCUCACUCAGCCCGCAUUUAUCUAUUUAUCUACAGCUCAUCGCUUCCUUUCCUUUUCACAACUUCAAUUGCUUUCUUUUUUUUUCUUUCUUUCUUUCUUUUCUUUUUCUUUCUUCAUUUUGUAGAUUUUCGGAAAUUCUUUUCUUUCUUUCUUUCUAUCUUUCUUUCCUCCUUUUCUUUCUUUCUUUCUUUCGUAGAUUUUUUAGAUUCCUUUCUUUCUUUUUUUCUUUCUUUCUUCAUUUUUUUCUUUCGUCUUUCUUUUAAACUUUCUCCUUCUCUUUCUUACUUUCUUUACCUUGUUUCUUUUUUCAAUUAUUCAUUCGUUGUUUUUCUUCAUUUUUCUUUCGUCCUUAAAAUAUUUUUCUUUCUUCACGUUUCUUCUUCACCUUUUUUCCCACAAAUUCCUUUCCGUUUUUCUUUCUUUCUUUCUCCGUCAUAUUUUUCUUUUCUUUUCUUUUCUGUCUGUUUUCCUUUCUUUUUCUUUCUUUCUGUAAACAUUUGCUUAUUUUCUCUCUUCUUUAUUCUUUCUUUGAAACUCUUGUUUCUUUGCUUUCCUCUUCCUCUUUUCCUUUUUUUCUUUAUUUUCUUUAAAUCAUUUUUUCCUUCACUUUUCUUCAUUUAUUUCGCAACAGCGGUUUUUUCUCUUUCUUCUGUUAAAUGCUUUUUUUUUUAA